AUGUCUACCAUGUUGUCAAACGAGGCUCAACUGCGUUACAUGAUAGAAUGGUUUCAAGAAUGGUCCGAAAUGCAGCGGAACGACUUUCUUGGCGUGUUACUGGAGAAUUGCGGUCCUUCGGGGCUGGUGAAUGGACUGGUGGCUGGAAUGGAGAAGUUGGAUUGCGAAGGGUCUGACAGGCCUCCAAGUUUGUUUCAGUGUCGCGUUAAGCUCUUUAGAGAGUGGAGUAGCAAUUGGUCACAAUGCGAGAAAGAUUCUUUGCUGGCAGCUAUUAAGAAUACAGAUAGUAAGUUUGCUGAAAAGUAUGAAGAAAGAUUAUCGUCAUUGACGGAAGAUAAACAGUAA
Molecule: messenger RNA, 345 nt
Organism: Vollenhovia emeryi
Lineage: Eukaryota; Metazoa; Arthropoda; Insecta; Hymenoptera; Formicidae
Exons: 1
Coding region: 1-345 (114 amino acids)
Source: RefSeq, a predicted model, not a curated record